AUGGUUUCAUCCAACUCCAAAGCCGCCGUUGUGGCGUUCAACCACCGGAUCACCUCGAAGUUGAUUCUUGUCACUCUUUGCAGCUCCUUUGUCACCAGCGCAGCUGCCUACGAAUCCCAUGAUUUCUGGGGCCGACAAGCCGCUGCCGCUCCUGUGGCACCUGCCCAGCCUACUGCAUUACCGGUUCCAACUCCCGUCACUCCUGCAGCCGGAGAUCUUCAAACGCUGAACUAUCCUCCAAUCAUGAAAUCCAUGGCCCCUUCAACGAUGACUGCUCUUCCGGCUACAUACACUCCGGGAACCGUUUCGCCGAUUCGUGGAGCUCCUCCGCUCCCUUCGACCAACUUGAAUGUCGCGUUAUAUCCUGCCCUGGAUCGUCUUCCUCCGCUUGAUUCUCCAUUGGUCAAAGAAUGGAUGAGCAAAAUUGAUUGGAGCAAGGCUCCAACGAGCUCUCCUACCGGUUUGGGCGGAUGUCUGAACGCAACAAAUGCGGAUGCCGUAUCCAAAUCCGGGAAAGACGACAACUGCUGGUGGACUUGUGGUGGUUGCACACGUCCCACAGAUAUUGUCUCUUGUCCCGACAAGGCGACUUGGGGUGCCAGUUUUGACGAUGGGCCCUCGCCCGACACACCGACUUUGUUGAACUACCUGGACCAACAAAAGCUGAAGACCACGUUCUUUGUCGUUGGAUCAAGAGUUCUCAGUCGGCCCGCAAUGCUGCAAUACGAGUAUCAAACAGGACAUCAGAUAUCCGUUCAUACCUGGUCCCAUCCUUACCUAACAACUCUCACCAACGCAGAGAUUGUCGCGGAGCUUGGUUGGUCAAAGAAGGUGAUCAAAGAUGUUUUGGGUGUCACACCGAACACCAUGCGUCCUCCCUACGGUGAUAUCGAUGACCGUGUGCGUUUCAUUGCUAUGUCAAUGGGAUUGACUCCUAUCAUUUGGACUACUGCACCUUCUGGCCAAACCUUCGAUACCCAGGAUUGGAAAAUCUCGACUGGAAUCGUCACCCCCGCACAGGUAUUAAAGAACUUCCAAUCUAUCAUUGCCGGGGCUCCUGACCUUCCAACAGGGUUCAUUGUAUUGGCACACGACCUUUACCCUCAAAGUGUUGCGCUCGCCGUGGAGUUUGUUCUACCAGCCGCCAUUGCUGCUGGAAACUUAACCAUAGAGCCCAUCAUCACAUGUCUGGGAAAGCCUCUGUCCGAAGGUUACAUUGAAACUGCCAAAGGUGGCAACGCUUCUUUCCCAUCAUCCAGACGCGAAACCUCUCAAACUGCCGUCAGCGCUGCCUCAAAAGCACCUGGCGGAGCCAAACCUUCGAUUUCUUCAAGCUCUCGUUCAACCACACGUGAAAUUGCUUUCAUUUUCUCUGCCAUCGGAUUAGCUAUACUCAAUGUGUACUAG
This is a messenger RNA of Puccinia triticina, 1407 nucleotides long. RefSeq lists its product as uncharacterized. Lineage: Eukaryota; Fungi; Basidiomycota; Pucciniomycetes; Pucciniales; Pucciniaceae. Bases 1 to 1407 code for a protein of 468 amino acids. The record is from RefSeq and is a predicted model, not a curated record. Gene Ontology annotation, molecular function: chitin deacetylase activity. Gene Ontology annotation, cellular component: membrane. The transcript has 5 exons. Gene Ontology annotation, biological process: carbohydrate metabolic process.